This is a messenger RNA of Paramecium pentaurelia, 858 nucleotides long. NCBI's taxonomy places the organism in Eukaryota, Ciliophora, Oligohymenophorea, Peniculida, Parameciidae. The record is from the annotation of a GenBank genome assembly.
AUGGUGUUUUUUCUCUAUAUUUCCAUGGCAAAGAAAUGUUAAUGCAACGAGAUAUAUUUUGAAGAUUUAUGUAGAGAUGCAAGAGGAUGUUAUUUUGAAUUAAAAUCUGGUAUUUGUGAAGAAAUAAAUUGUCUUGAAAGAUCAAGUGAGGAUUGCUCUUAUUUUGCUGGAAAAUUAAGAUGCUAUUGGGACAUUACGAUAGGAUUUUGUAAAGAAUUGAAAGGUUGUGAAGAAUUGUAAGAAAAUGAUAAGGUUGAUUCUAACGAAGAAAAUUGUUAGGAAAUAGAUUGCCGGUGGGAUUAUUAAUCAAAAAUAUGUGUAUCAGAUGCUGAUUAGAGAAUGUGCAAAGAUUAUAAUUUAGAAUAUUGUGUUGGUGCUAUUUAAGUUGUUGGAACAAAACAGAGUGAAUGCGUUUUAAAUGGAGAAAACGGAGAUUCUUGUAUUGCUUUAGAGAAUUGUGAAGAUAUUACAAAUGUUAAUUCAUGCUAAACAUAACUAUGUAAAUGGGAAGAUGAUGAAUGUAAGACCAAAAUUUGUAGCGAUUAUAGUAUAGAUGAAUGUCCAAGUUUUAAUAAAUUAAGUUAAUAACAAUGUUAUCCUUCUCAUUCAGGAUGCAUUGAAUAUAAUUGUAAUGAUUUUGGAGUGAAAUUGGAAUGUUAGAAUCAUCCAAGAUGUUUUUGGAGUCAAGAUCUCAAUUCUUGUCAUCAAUAAACAUGUAAUAAAGCUACAUAUGCAACAUAAUGUCUCAGUUUUAGCUAUGUAGUAGAAAACUCAGAAUGCAAAUGGGAAAAUGAUGGUUGUCAUUCUUGCUACUCGAUUGCAUUAGUCUUCUAUUUAAUAAUAUAUAUAUUCUAUUGA